GAGUUAGGGGUAGAACUCGGUUGGAGAGAGAAAAGAGAGAUUACGUGUGUGUGUGCGGGAGAGAAAGAGAACGGAGAAAAGGUUACGUAAAUGUGAAUCGACUGAAGAAGAAAGAAACAGCCAUUAUCUCUCUUUCUUUCUCUCUCUCUCUCUCUAGCUUCUCUAGCGGUGGCCUACGACUACGAGAUUCGCCCGUCCUCUACCUUUGGGGACUUCCACCCUCAUCAAAGAUCGGAUUCACCAUCGUCUCAAAGCCCGGACAGUUAUGGUGGACACCGACAACAUGCCCGAUUCCUCUCACAACGUGGAGGAUGAAGUUGGGAGAGUGGUUGAGCUGGCCAAAGAGUUGCAUGAUUCUGCUGCAUCUCUAAUCUCCAGAACAGCCAUCGACGAACAGUCUCUCCGCCAACGUGCUCUCUCUCUUGACUCCUCAGUUCGCCGUCUUUGUUCUUUACUCAAUUCCCUUCAAUCCAAGAAGCUUUUGGACUCUAAGCUUGCUGAAAAGCUGGAAGAUGACUUGCAAAGAGCUAAAUGUAUGAUGACUGAUGGAGAGGUUGCAUCGUUUCUCCCUGGGAAGCCGCAAGGGAAGUUCUUGCGGAUGUUUCUGGGACCUAUAAAUGUGCGUGCUUCAAGGAAAGAUGUUCAGUUGAAAGUUAAAGAGGAAUAUAACAGUUACAGGGACAGGACUGCUCUUCUUUUUCUCCUUUUCCCAUCUCUGCUGCUUGUUCUAAGAGGCUGGGUUUGGGAUGGAUGCUUGCCUGCAUUUCCAGUUCAACUGUACCAGGCAUGGCUCUUGUUCCUAUACACAGGAUUGGCAUUGCGUGAAAACAUACUAAGAGUCAAUGGCAGUGACAUUCGCCCUUGGUGGAUAUAUCAUCACUAUUGUGCUAUGCUUAUGGCACUUGUUAGUCUUACGUGGGAGAUCAAAGGACAGCCAAAUUGUGCCCAAAAGCAGAGAGGUGUACAACUCUUUCUACAGUGGGCCAUGAUGCAAGGAGUUGCAAUGCUUUUACAAAAUAGAUAUCAGCGGCAGAGGCUAUAUACUCGGAUUGCUCUUGGAAAGGCUAAGAGAAUGGAUGUCGUUUGGGGAGAAACAGCUGGUGUAGAUGGUCAACUAUGGAUACUGUGUCCUCUACUCUUUAUCUUACAGGGCUUUGAGGCAUAUGUUGGCUUACUUCUCCUCAAGACUGCAUUGGUGGGUGUGGUGCCUGAAUGGCAGGUAUUAUUUUGUGGAUUUCUUUUGGUUCUAAUGGCGGUCGGGAACUUCUCAAAUACAGUUCAAACCUUAAUGGUAAAAUCAAGAUUCAAGGCGAAGAUGAAAAGAAGCAAGAGCAAGCACGAAUUGGCCCAAACCAAUUCUUAAUACGUAGGAUUACUUAAAUUAACAACUUGUAGGAUCUAUUCUUUACCUUUUCAGGUCUUAGAAUAUGUUUUGUCGAAGCUGAUCUGUGAGAAUUGCUCUUCCCCCCUUCUUUACAAUCAUCAUUUUGACUCAAUACACUUUUAUCAUGUAAAGUUGGUCUUGCAUAGGUUCUUCCCUGGAGAAGUUGAUGGAAGUGCUGCUAAGCGCAGGACUCGUGUUCCAGUUACCAUGUAUCAUUCUUCUCUUUUCAAUUGCUUUUCAUUGCAAGCUAGUGAGUGAGAUUUUGAAUCCUAUUGUAAUUUCAGUUCAUCGUAUUUAAUUCUAAUGGAAAACCAAUGGUUUGGACGUUUUCAAUAUCAAAG
Molecule: messenger RNA, 1725 nt
Organism: Cucumis sativus (cucumber)
Lineage: Eukaryota; Viridiplantae; Streptophyta; Magnoliopsida; Cucurbitales; Cucurbitaceae
Product: transmembrane protein 120 homolog
Exons: 10
Coding region: 266-1363 (365 amino acids)
Cellular component (GO): membrane
Source: RefSeq, a predicted model, not a curated record